Amborella trichopoda is the source of this 1168-nucleotide messenger RNA. RefSeq names its product Cleavage/polyadenylation specificity factor, 25kDa subunit. The record is from RefSeq and is a predicted model, not a curated record. Gene Ontology annotation, molecular function: mRNA binding. NCBI's taxonomy places the organism in Eukaryota, Viridiplantae, Streptophyta, Magnoliopsida, Amborellales, Amborellaceae. Gene Ontology annotation, cellular component: mRNA cleavage factor complex. Gene Ontology annotation, biological process: mRNA 3'-end processing.
GGUCAUAUAAAUAGCCCUUUAGCGGUAUUUAUUUCCUGCUUUUCUCUCUCCUCUGGAGUCCGAGUUUAGAGAGAGAAAAUGGUGACUUCUUCAGUUGUGAAUGCUUACCCUCUCUCAAGCUACACCUUCGGCACAAAGGAGCCAAAGAUGGAGAAGGAUACCUCCGUUGCUGAGCGCCUUGCCAGAAUGAGGGUCAACUAUAUGAAAGAGGGCAUGAGAACAAGUGUGGAAGCGAUUCUACUGGUACAGGAACAUAACCAUCCACAUAUACUACUACUUCAAAUUGGAAAUACCUUCUGUAAGCUCCCUGGUGGGCGUCUGAAGCCUGGGGAGAAUGAAAUUGAGGGCCUAAAACGCAAAUUGUCAAGUAAAUUGGCUGCCAAUGCUGCUGCCCUCCAGCCUGAUUGGCAGAUUGGAGAAUGUGUGGCCAUAUGGUGGAGGCCGAACUUUGAAACCAUAAUGUACCCAUACUGCCCUCCGCACAUCACCAAACCUAAGGAAUGUAAGAAGCUUUUCCUUGUUCACUUGUCUGAGAGGGAGUACUUUGCAGUGCCCAAAAACUUGAAACUGCUUGCUGUUCCCCUAUUUGAGCUUUAUGACAAUGUUCAGAGAUAUGGGCCUGUCAUCUCCACCAUCCCGCAACAAUUAUCAAGGUUUCAGUUCAACAUGAUCAAUGCAUGAAAACUUCAGAGCUUUCAGCUAUUGAUUUCCUUGACUGCUUGACUUUUGUGGCCAUCAGAUGCUCCCCAAACUAAAGCUAAAUUAUAACAGCAAUUGGUCUCUCUCUGAUGCACGAUGAACCAAGUGUUGUGUUUGAUUAAUUGACAUUGAUAACCACGAAGCCAGACACGAUACUUUGGCUGUAUUCCUGAUAGACAUGUUAUGCAAGGAUGCAUAAUUAUGUGGUGAGGGCAUCAAGUAUAUAUAUAUAUAUAGAGAGAGAGGGAUUUAAGGCAAAGUGCUCACGAAAGCUAAAGUGGGUACGAGACCACAAACAUCCGUUGCAAGAAUGCGUUCCUGUAGCCUUGAACCCACUUUUAGGACAAAGUUGGUUUAUGAACUUCGUCUGUUGACUAUAUUUUUGGGGCUUGUUAAUGGUUUCUUGAUUGAAAUGUAUGAUUGAAUUUCAUUAAAAGUUUGUGUAAUAUCUUCCUCAAGAUUUGUUUGA